Neodiprion fabricii is the source of this 1502-nucleotide messenger RNA. RefSeq names its product spermatogenesis-defective protein 39 homolog (gene Vps16B). Gene Ontology annotation, biological process: vacuolar transport; intracellular protein transport. Lineage: Eukaryota; Metazoa; Arthropoda; Insecta; Hymenoptera; Diprionidae. The coding region runs from base 131 to 1399 and encodes 422 amino acids. The record is from RefSeq and is a predicted model, not a curated record. The transcript has 9 exons. Gene Ontology annotation, cellular component: cytoplasm.
ACAAAACUGUCGAUUAUACGUGAACAUAAUGGAUACGUUUUAUGUUGGAUGCGCGGUCUCUACAAAUAACUGACAGUUCGGACGGCACUCGUGAAACGAAAAUUGAGCUUCAAGUUAUGUCAGCAUAGAUAUGAAUUCGGCAAAAGAUGACGAAAUUUACUGGAAUACUAGUGAUAAACUGGUAUUUAAUUUCGAAGAUAACGAGGAAUGCCAAAUAUUCGGUGUAUCGCAAACAGCGAUCUACUCCCAAGCAGGAACAUUCAGCGUUGAUGAUGAUGCAGAUGAUUACCUAAAAUCCGAUAUCACCCCCUCUAACCUCAAACCUCUGCUGUCUGUUAUUUCUGAAAAAACAUUAACCAGCAUUUUGAAAGCUGAAAACUUGCAUAAUGUUCAUCAAGAAAAACCACUUGUGCAACCGGAAAUAACUCUGAGACGAAUAUUGCUAGGACAGCCGUUUAUGUUAGAGCAAUAUAAAUCGCUUGCAAGUAAAACAGAAUUACUUGACUCAGCCAUUGCCUCUGGCGAUGGAAAUGCCAUUUUGAUUGUAAUAAUAUUCAUUGCCAAAACGCUGAAGCAGUCUCUGAUCCAGCGGCUACUUCUGGAGAGACCUGAAGCAGUCAACAUAUACAUUCGUUAUCUUGCUACAACCUUGCGCACAAAUGAGCUCACCGAUCUUUUGACAAUGUUAGGGCGUUCCAAAGAUGCUGCCAUGACAAACUUACAAAUUGUUUUAAAAAAUACACCCAACAUUGAAAGGCUAUUACAAAAGCUACAGAACUGCUGUAGAAUGCAUUUUACUGCGUUGUCAGAUUGUCGGGAAGGGUUUUAUGUAAAAAAUUAUAUUAAGCUUCUUGAGUGGCAAGUAGCAGUAAAGGCUACAGAAUUCAGCAAACCACUUGACAUCCAUUCGUCUGUAUUGGAUUGCCUGCAGAAUGCUUGCCAGCAUCAUUGGAAUGCUUCGGAAGGCUCGCUUGUGUCACCUACAAAUCUUUCUAAGCAGCAUGAUGUCUCGCCGAGACAAUACCAAUGUGUAGCUCUGACCACUAGAGCAUCCAUGCAAGCGUGGGAUGACAUUGAAUCCAUAGUUUUAACUAAGGGAUGGCUUGGCAGCAAAAAGUUACAGACGAGUCUGGCGAUAGAAGAUAUUUUGCAAAUUCUUCAUGAAAAUCAAGCUCCUUCUUCUCUGCUUGCCAAAUUUCUUAGUUACAUAGACGAUUUGGACAGAAGACUCAGUUUAGCAAAAAAGCUUCAAUGUCAUCGAGCCGUUAUAGAUAUAUUUGUAUUACAAAGAGAUCGUGUGGCUUUGAGUGAGUACAAAUCUAGCCUUCACUCGCAGUCAGAGCAAUACUUUUAUGCUGAAAAUGCGUUACGUGCCUCGACAGUGAAGUGGAAAAAUUAAUUUACCAUAGCGGUUAACUAUAUGUAUGUAUAUGCAAUUAUUAUACUAAAGUAAAUAUUCAUCACAAACAUAAUACUCAAUACACGUAUGUUUAUAUCAUUAA